This is a messenger RNA of Sardina pilchardus (European sardine), 2241 nucleotides long. RefSeq names its product protein Bouncer-like. The coding region runs from base 745 to 1134 and encodes 129 amino acids. The transcript is spliced from 3 exons. Lineage: Eukaryota; Metazoa; Chordata; Actinopteri; Clupeiformes; Clupeidae. The record is from RefSeq and is a predicted model, not a curated record.
CCGCCAAUGUUGUUUUUCCUGUGGAAACACUUGUUUCUUUUCGUGUUCACACAUCCAAGUAUAUUUGUGUGGUAACAUAUGGCAUCUGAGACAUAAUGACUUAGCACUGACACUCAGCCCUCCCCAUUAGUCACAACAUUGACGCCCAAGUUACCGUCUCAAGUGCGUUUUUUACACACGUUACUCUUUUAAUAUACAUUCUGCAGUAAAACAAUGGGCUAGGGCCAUGUCCCUGAGUGGUUUCUUCAGUUCAGACAUUAAGUCAUUUGGGGUUAAAUUCAAUUUGGAGUUGUUUGGGAGAAAGGAACUGCCCAUAUCUGAGACACAGAACUGAACUUGGAACUUAGCAGAGGCAGACAGAGUGUAGGAGGGAUGAUAUCAAUAUCAAAGUCAUCAUUCGGUUAUUAGUUGCAUCACUUGAGAGAAAAAGAGACUUUGAGAGAAAGUAACCACAGGAAAAUACCAAGCAGCUGAUUGACAGAGAGAGAGAGGGAGCACGACAACGACAGGUGACUGUGGACUGCACUGAAGACAUAGGAGAGGACUCUGCUUGGUGCAUUUUAGAAUUGAGAGGAAAAUAAGUUGAUAUUUUCUUCUCAAUUGUUUGAGAUCAGUCCUUCACUGACGGCUGUUAAAGUUUUGGCUGAGAAAGUUAGAGUAGACCACUGGGAACCAGGUGAUCCCCAAAGCAGAAGAGGACUUUUGGAGACUACAUACACCAGGUGGACUUUUAACGGUGAAACCAUGUCUCAACGCUCCGCACAGCUCUUCCUCCUCUGCUGUCUUCCCCUCGCAGUGAUGUCUCUGCGCUGUUACACCUGUAUCUUCCCCUCCAUCUCCCCCAUGGACUGCCUGAAGUAUCCUCAGGAGUGUCCCGUUGGUCAGCGCUGUCUGGCCAGCACUGCCAUAGCGUCCCAAGGUAGCCUGCGCCUGGUGCUGUACGAGAGGAGUUGUGCCAUGCCUGGCCAGUGUGGCCUGAGUGGGGAGAAACACGCCGCAGGUCUCAACUUCACCUACAGCAACGAGUGCUGCGACACUGACCUGUGCAAUGCAGCCACAGGCACUGCUGCCUCCUCCUGGACUGGCCUGGUACUGUGCCUCAGCGCACUCCCCCUGGUGCACCUAUUUGGCUGAGUGGGAAUAAAGUCAAUUCCACACACCUGGUGCUACAGUAGACGAGACAUAGGUCUACACAUAAACAAUCAAAAUGGCAUGACAUAUUUUCAUAGUUUAAAUAUAACGGGUGUGUUUUAGGCUGAAGCAAACUAACUUCCCUAUUAAACAAGGCACAUGCAUAUGUAGCCUAUGAGGAAACGAGGGGGUUGAAAAUACACUGAGGAACAAAAUAACCAUAAUGGCCACUAUCGCUGCUUGGUUGCAAUCUCUAGUUGCACUGUGAGCUUUUUUUAAAACUCAUUCUGCUUUUGCUGGUAUCCUAUUACCAAAUCGACUAAUUCAUAGCAAUAACAACCACACUUGGUACUUGGACUUAUUAACUUAUUCAAUAGCAGUGUACUCAUCAUAAGUUGGUAUAGCUAGAAAGCAUGACACCUCAGCUGACAUCAUAACUUACCCAUCCUACUAGUAGUGUGAACACACUACUCACCUUUUAAAUGUGCUCUAUGCAAUGUUAUGUGCAUUCUAAGCUAGAACAUUUUUUGCCACAUACAGCAAACAUCUUCUCACAAUCCGCUAGCUGCCUGUCCACGGAAUACACUAUACAGUAGACAGCCCAGGCUACACAAACGGCAACAAAAACAGCCUGGUCCAACCUGGACCAUGAAACAUAGCAAACUGUUCUAGCCAAUCACCGGUGAGAUGCGCGUUCAUGUCAAUUUCAAUUGCACGGGAGGGAGAACAGCAGCAGUAACGUUCCCCAACCGUGCUUAAAGAACCUUUAAUAAGUAACUCAUUAAGAAUUGGGUCUGUGUAACGAAGACAUUUUGGAGUUAACGUACUAGAACAUAAAAAUAUACACACAGAGAAGAAAUAAUGUGAAAAAUUCAAUGACUUUUAUGACAUUGUUACAAAAGAUUAAUGUAAUCAUUUUAUCCACAGUGUCAGUGUCAACUUUAUUUAGUCUUUAGCCAUUAUUUCAGAGAUGGAAGAAAAAACCCUGUCAAAGUCCUGUUUUCUGUCUGCAAACUCAGCAACUGACAAUGAUCUUGAAAAUGUGUGUGUGAUGACACUGUUCUAUGAAAUUCAACAGUCUACAACAAUCUUAUUAAAAUGACUUACAUA